Messenger RNA from Lethenteron reissneri (Far Eastern brook lamprey), 2476 nucleotides. RefSeq names its product carbonic anhydrase 7-like. Gene Ontology annotation, molecular function: zinc ion binding; carbonate dehydratase activity. Gene Ontology annotation, cellular component: plasma membrane. Lineage: Eukaryota; Metazoa; Chordata; Hyperoartia; Petromyzontiformes; Petromyzontidae. The record is from RefSeq and is a predicted model, not a curated record.
CUCGUCGCCCAUUCUCCAGGAGCGCUGAGCCUGGAGGAUAAAUACGGCUGCGUGCGCUGAGAGCCUGCGCAUUCAUUCCGUCUCAGCCAUACCUCCCACAUCUCACCCACCCACCCACUCACCCACCCCGCUCUGUCCAGCUCUGUCUGCUACUACUACACUAGACGCACGGGCAGAUACUUUGUAGAGCACGGCGGCUUACGUCAGUGUUGCAGCGCUCACUCUGCAAGCAGACGACUGCAACCUGUUGUGUACUAUUACACUACUCUAUCCACUAUUGUUACCGGUUACUGUUCAUUGUAUUAGUAGGCUUACCGCGCAGGUGUUUUGUUUGUCAAUCUUACCCGCGGCGUGUCAACGCAGAGAGCUCCAAUAGCGGACAGAGAUGUAUUUCCCCGUGCUUACCGUUUGCGUGUUGGUCAUCUUUGUGAUUUCCAGGGUAAAUCGUGCCAGUGCGUCCGGAGAUGCACAUUGGUGUUAUGACUCUCAGGAUUCGGAAUGUGGUCCAAGCAAGUGGUAUAAAAACAGCCCCACGUGCGGCGGUACCAGUCAGUCUCCCAUCGACAUCCACACGAAUAGUGUGAAACGCAACACGACGCUCCAGAAGCUCAAAUUCAUUGGCUACGACUCGACACCUGCUGGUGUCACGUGGUCCAUACAAAACAAUGGUCACACCGUGCAGGUUGACUUGCAAGGGGAAAUGGCCGUGAGUGGCGGUGGAUUGCCAGGCACCUUCAAUGCUGUCCAGAUGCACUUUCACUGGGGGAACCCACACGGACCGGGAUCCGAGCACACCAUCAAUGGCAAGCAAUUCCCCGUUGAACUUCAUAUUGUUCACUAUAACGCCAAGUACUUGACCUUUGACGGAGCAAAGAAUGAAAAGGAUGGAUUGGCCGUUCUUGGCUUCCUAUAUGCAGUCGGACCAACAAACAACAAUUAUAACACCAUCAUCAAUGCGCUACCCAGUGUGGCAAACCAAGGCCAGAAGCUCAAUUUUUCGUCCACGUUUAAUUUGGACAAUUUGCUUCCAUCGUACGUUAACAUGAGUAAGUAUUACCGGUAUUCUGGAUCGCUCACCACUCCUGGCUGCGGGGAAGUGGUUACUUGGACAGUAUUCGAAGAGCCCAUUAUCAUGGAUGAAAAUCAGAUUAAGAAGUUCUCCACUGUGUUUUUCUCCACGAAAGAAGACCCACAGCAGACACUCAUGGUGAAUAAUUUUCGCCCGGCGCAAAAACUCAACUCGAGGAUCGUGUACGCAUCUGAGACGGCCACCGUUGGUUCUGCUGUGCCUCUCGUUGUCAACAAGUUGACCCACGCCGCUGGCCUUUUCCUUCUUGCUAUUGUUUUGUAUUGAGACGGACCAACGUUUUAAUGUUCGAUGACCACUUUUUACACCAACUGAGCAGUUUCUAAAUAUUUCAUUGGCACACACCCACACUUCAUUAAGUUUUAUGUCCGAUUUAUUUUACCUUGAAAAUACUUGAUCUUAGUGGAAUUAUUACUUUAAUACACCACACAUCACUUCCGUAUGCAAAUACGCUAAAUAUGCCACGUCUCUAAACAGGGCGAUUAGAUUGUUUUGAGAACGGUGAUGUCAAACAAUGUCACCAGCCUAAUAUCGGGAUGCUUGGAAAAGUCCACGGUAUUAUCAUAUUUUAUACUGCAUGUUCUAUAUUGAUAUUUGGGGUAAAUAUGUUAGCAAAAAGACGGGUGGUUUUUUUUCAUUGGAGCACACUUUUGUUGGGAACCGUCUGAAAUAUCUUACCUGUUAUAUCACAACAAUUAAAUAUAAUUAUAGGUAUACUUAUUUCCACACGUGUGUAUUUAUUUAAUGUAAUGUAGUACUUGUAUCGUGAGGACUGUUUGAUUUUUAGCAAAUGAUGGGACAAUCUAGAGAAGGUGAUGAUAGUUGUAUUGAUUGCUAGAGACUGACAAUUGAAAUGAGUGGGGGGGAAACAUUUUUGUAAUCCUUUGCUGUGAACCAAAAUUUACUUUUUCGGUGCUGAUUAAAAUUAACACGCAUCAGAUUGUGUUUAUUGGAAACAAUCUGCUUUUUUUUUUGUUUUAACCAGUCUUAAAAUUUAUUAUUAAUAAACGUGCUGUUUAAAUCAUGAAAAAUCGUAUUUAAGUUUUAAAGCGGUGACGAAUAAAGUACAAAUAAAAAUUAUGAGAGAAAAAACCCAAUAAAAAUACAGUAGAUUAGUAAUAUUAACAACUUGUGAUAAUAAAGGGAAGGCUUUCUCAUUGAUCUGUGGAAUUGUUUGGGACUUGUUGAAUAUGAAUGAUACUUAAUGCACGGUUGAAAGGGUGGAUCAGGCUCCAUCAGAAGAAGCGGCGUGAUUUGUCUUUGCUGAAGUGCGGCUUGCAGCUGUCAUCUAUCGGUCAGAGAAGAUCGAGGCGACUGUCACUUUGGUUAAAAUUCAAUUCUUUUGAGCCCAAAUAAAGUUUCGGGAUGAAUGGAGGACACCUUUCUAUA